GUAAAGUCUGCUACGGACGGCCCCUUUUCAGAACGAGCCUCGUCCGGAAAGUUGAUAGAUGAAGAGCGAGUGAAGCGAAAUGCAGUGAAACGGUGUCUUUUGGCAGUUUUUUAAGUCGUCAGGAGCGCGAGGGGAGCCGGAGCGCGCAUUUUUAGGAUGUGUGUUUAUUUAAUGAAGCGAGUGAGAAAUGCCAGUCGAAAUGCUACAUCCAAACCUAAUGCCUCCGUAGGUUUGUCACCGAGCCAAAGCUAUACGUUUCUGAAGCGUCAUCAACAACACGUCGACUGGCUUGCUGUGAUUUCCGCAGACAGUGACCUGCUCUAUUCAUAUGAGGUCUCAGUCGGACGGUAUCCAGACUUCGUACCAGGCAGCUGGGAGGAUAAAUCGACCUGUUGAGAGCACUUGACCUGCGUCAGAGCACAGCGAUGUGGAUCUGCAUGGUUUACAAUGAGACGGACACCAGCGUGGACUUCCGGCUCUGCCAGGACUUUGGCCUCAUCCUGUCAGUCUUCUCCCUCAUCUACCUCCUGGUGUGCUUCCCACUGGGGCUGUGCUACAAUGUGCUGCUGGUGGUGGUCAACCUCUCCAACAAGGUGUCCAUGACCAUGCCGGAUGUCUAUUUCGUCAACAUGGCCAUUGCGGGUCUUGUGCUUAAUCUGGUGGCGCCCGUGGAGCUGCUGAGCUCGACCUUCACCCGUUGGCAUGCGUGGGACUACAACAACGAGGUUUAUAUCACCCUGCUCAUCCUCUUCAACAUCUCUUCUUUGGUCAUCAUGUACUCCACCACACUGCUCAGUCUGGACUACUACAUAGAGCGGGCGUUGCCUCGUACAUACAUGUCCAGCGUGUAUAACACUAAACAUGUGUGUGGGUUCAUCUGGGGCGGCGCAGUGCUCACCAGUUUCUCUUCGCUGCUCUUUUACGUGUGCAACCACAUCUCCACGAAGAUGGUGGAGUGCUCCAAAAUGCAGAACAAGGAGGCAGCAGACGCCAUCAUGAUGUUCAUUGGGUACGUGGUUCCAGCUGUGGCCGUUUUUUACGCCUUUGUGCUUAUUUUGCGCAUUAGGAAGGAGUCCACACCUCUGGAUCAGGACUCCGCUCGCUUAGACCCUUCUAUCCACCGGCUCCUGCUAGCCUCAGUCUGUGUGCAGUUUGUACUGUGGACCCCGUACUAUAUGACCCUGUUGGUGCACACUGUAGCCGGUGCACCAGGGUACGUUAGCAACAUACAUGACUUACCUAGCUAUUAUUCUACCUAUUAUUUCUUGAGAUGCGUGUCCAAACUGCUGGCUUUCUCUAGUAGUUUUGCGAUGCCUCUCAUGUACAGGCAGAUGAACAAAAACUUCUCCAACAAGCUUCAGCGGCUGCUCAGGAGGCUGCACUGCAGAGACCAGUCCUGCCCUCAUGAACGCUCAACAGUGCAGCAAGUGGUGACGUGAGAUCACCGCCAACCCACUCCCCCACUUCCACUUCCUGGCCCAGCCGGCACUUACUCCCCCCCCCCUCCUCUCUUCCCUAUAGAGCCAGUAUCUGACUGGGCUCCCUCGCUGCUCUGGACUGUGUUAAGAGCGACUUAGCUAACUGUGGAAUUUCCUGUCACCUUCCAGAACUUG
Messenger RNA from Seriola dumerili (greater amberjack), 1613 nucleotides. RefSeq names its product G protein-coupled receptor 146 (gene gpr146). The record is from RefSeq and is a predicted model, not a curated record. Gene Ontology annotation, cellular component: membrane. The coding region runs from base 426 to 1439 and encodes 337 amino acids. The transcript has 3 exons. Gene Ontology annotation, molecular function: G protein-coupled receptor activity. Lineage: Eukaryota; Metazoa; Chordata; Actinopteri; Carangiformes; Carangidae. Gene Ontology annotation, biological process: G protein-coupled receptor signaling pathway.